AGAAUACAUUCACCACCGUCACGACCAUGAUCCACGCUGCGACGCAUCCCCCCCGCCCGAUCAAGUCUCACACACAACAACUAGUGCCGCAAACAUUCAUGACCGACGAUGAAGGACUGCUAAUUGAAAGCAGCAGUGGGGAAUCCGAAGAAGGAGCACCGGGGAAGACCCAGAAUACGUGCAAGUGCGCCGUCGAACAGCCCAUGGGUAGUCCGACCUACUAUAUCAUAACAUUUCACAUUAAUGGUGACAAACACAGGCUCCGAGAGCGCUUCUCCAACAUAUACAAUUUUUACACCGCCUUAAAAAAGGAAAAUCUAGCAAUCUUAUACCGAUUCGAAUUCGCGCCCAAAGUGUGGGGCGCCAAGAAGUACUCGUACCCCGUAAUCCAGCACCGCAAAGCAAAGAUAGCCGAGUUUGUAACUCGCUUGAUAGACUCCGACACCUGCCUGACACUGCCGAGUGUGCGAACUGCCCUUGGACUAGUAUAAAUCAAUUCUGAAAGAAAUAAAAAUACAAGUGAACAACUGA
Messenger RNA from Sphaeroforma arctica JP610, 531 nucleotides. RefSeq lists its product as hypothetical. The record is from RefSeq and is a predicted model, not a curated record. Bases 27 to 491 code for a protein of 154 amino acids. Gene Ontology annotation, molecular function: phosphatidylinositol binding. The transcript has 3 exons. NCBI's taxonomy places the organism in Eukaryota, Ichthyosporea, Ichthyophonida.